Molecule: messenger RNA, 2316 nt
Organism: Arabis nemorensis
Lineage: Eukaryota; Viridiplantae; Streptophyta; Magnoliopsida; Brassicales; Brassicaceae
Source: the annotation of a GenBank genome assembly
AUGAGAGACAUCACCAGAGAGAUACAAUCAGAGUCAGAGUCAGAUUAUUACCUAGAAGAUGAUGAUGAAAUAAGUAUAGUUCCACAAGUUGAAUUAACAGUGUCUAAAGCCGAUGAUCCAACUUCACCGACGGUUACAUUUAGGAUGUGGGUUUUGGGCAUAACCUCUUGUGUGCUCUUGUCAUUUCUCAACCAGUUUUUCUGGUACAGAUCCAAUCCUUUGACCAUCUCUUCUGUUUCAGCUCAGAUUGCUGUUGUUCCCAUUGGUCAUCUCAUGGCUAGGGUUCUUCCUACAAGGAUAUUCUUUCAAGGGACAAGGUGGUCUUUCACUAUGAACCCUGGUCCGUUUAGUACCAAAGAACAUGUUCUUAUAACUGUGUUCGCAAACUCAGGCUCUGGCUCUGUUUACGCUAGUCAUAUCCUUAGUGCUGUUAAGCUUUAUUACAAGAGGAGGCUUGAUUUCUUGCCUGCUUUGCUCGUUAUGAUCACUACUCAGGUUUUGGGAUUUGGUUGGGCUGGUUUGUAUAGGAAACAUUUAGUUGAGCCUGGUGAGAUGUGGUGGCCAAGCAAUCUUGUUCAAGUUUCUCUCUUCAGAGCAUUGCACGAGAAAGAGAAGAAAUCGAAAUGGGGAAUUAGUCGUAACCAGUUCUUUGUGAUUACACUCAUCACUGGCUUCUCCUAUUACCUUCUUCCCGGUUAUCUCUUCACGGUGUUAACCACUGUCUCUUGGUUAUGUUGGAUUAGCCCUAAAUCGGUUUUGGUAAACCAGCUCGGUUCAGGGUCAUCCGGUCUCGGUAUUGGUUCCUUUGGUCUAGACUGGACAACCGUUGCGUCAUACCUCGGAAGCCCGCUCGCUAGCCCAUUCUUUGCCACAGCAAAUAUCGCGGUCGGGUUCUUUCUUGUGAUGUACGUAAUCACACCUCUCUGUUACUAUUUAGAUUUCUACAACGCCAAAACCUUCCCUAUCUUCUCAAGUAAACUCUUUGUAGCAAACGGUAACGAAUACAACAUCACGAGCAUCAUCAGUCCCGAUUUCCGCCUCGAUCACAAAGCUUACGCAGAGAUCGGACCAAUCCACAUGAGUACCUUCUUUGCUGUUACGUACGGACUCGGUUUUGCGACCUUGGCUGCCAGUGUUGUCCAUGUCCUGAUCUUCAAUGGCAAAGAUCUAUGGACUCAAAGCAAAGGAGCAUUUCAAAAAAACAAGAAAAUGGAUAUACAUACAAAGAUCAUGAAGAGGAAUUACAAAGAAGUUCCUCUCUGGUGGUUCCUUUCGAUAUUCGCGGUGAAUCUUGCAGUUAUUGUCUUCAUAUGUAUUUACUAUAAGACACAGAUUCAGCUUCCUUGGUGGGCAGCUUUCUUGGCUUGUUUCAUAGCUAUCUUCUUCACUCCUCUUGUUGGUGUUAUCAUGGCAACUACUAACCAGGCUCCUGGUUUGAACAUUAUCACAGAAUACAUAAUUGGGUAUGCAUAUCCAGAGAGACCUGUUGCUAACAUAUGCUUCAAGACUUACGGAUUCAUCAGCAUGUCUCAAUCUUUGACUUUCCUUGCUGAUUUGAAGCUUGGUACUUACAUGAAGAUCCCACCAAGAACCAUGUUCAUGGCACAGGCUAGUCUUAAUAUUUCUCACUCACAUACAUACAAUCUUGUCUUCUUCUUACUAGAAAAGUUGCUGACAAAUCUAUGGUUGUUACUUUCACAGGUUGUAGGCACUCUAGUAGCUGUAUUCGUUUAUGCAUUAACAGCUUGGUGGCUAAUGGCUGAAAUCCCAAACCUCUGCGACACUUCACUUCUUCCACGAGGAUCUCAAUGGACUUGCCCAAUGGAUCGAGUCUUCUUCGACGCAUCAGUAGUUUGGGGACUUGUAGGACCAAGAAGAAUGUUUGGUAAUCUUGGAGAAUAUUCAAACAUAAACUGGUUUUUCAUAGGAGGAGCCAUAGCUCCAGUAUUGGUAUACUUAGCCACAAGGAUCUUCCCAAAGAAGAAAUGGAUCUCAAACAUUCACAUCCCGGUUCUGAUCGGAGCCACGUCCAUGAUGCCACCAGCUUCUGCGGUUAACUUCACGAGCUGGCUUGUUAUGGCUUUUGUGUUUGGACAUUUCGUGUAUAAGUACAAAAGAGAAUGGUGGCAGAGAUACAACUAUGUUCUGUCUGGAGGAAUGGAUGCAGGAACUGGUUUUAUGUCUGUGCUUUUGUUCCUUGCGUUGCAACGUAGUGGGAUUGUGCUUAAUUGGUGGGGAACUUCUGGUGAAGGUUGUGCUGUUGCUAAAUGUCCUACUGCUAAAGGUGUGGUUGUUCAAGGUUGUCCUGUUUUUUAA